Molecule: messenger RNA, 1158 nt
Organism: Aspergillus ibericus CBS 121593
Lineage: Eukaryota; Fungi; Ascomycota; Eurotiomycetes; Eurotiales; Aspergillaceae
Gene: eglD
Product: putative endoglucanase
Exons: 2
Coding region: 1-1158 (385 amino acids)
Biological process (GO): carbohydrate metabolic process
Cellular component (GO): extracellular region
Molecular function (GO): cellulose binding
Source: RefSeq, a predicted model, not a curated record
AUGAAGACUUCCACCUACGGCAUGCUCGCUCUGGCAGCAGCAACCAAGCUCGCCACCGCCCACACCACCGUCCAAGCCGUCUGGAUCAACGGCGAAGACCAAGGCCUCGGCAACACCGACGACGGCUACAUCCGGUCCCCUCCCAGCAACAGCCCCGUCAAGGACGUCACCUCCACCGACAUCACCUGCAACGUCAACGGUGACCAAGCCGCCGCCAAGACCCUCUCCGUCAAGGCCGGCGACGUCGUCACCUUCGAAUGGCACCACGACAGCCGUUCCGACUCCGACGACAUCAUCGCCUCCUCCCACCUCGGUCCCGUCAUGGUCUACAUGGCCCCCACCAUCAAGGGCUCUGCCGGUUCCAACUGGGUCAAGAUCGCCGAGGACGGUUACGAUGAUGGUACCUGGGCCGUCACUAAACUGAUCAACAACCGCGGCAAGCACAACAUUACCGUUCCCGAUGUCCCGGCCGGUGACUACCUCUUCCGUCCGGAGAUCAUUGCCCUCCACGAGGCCGAUCGUCAGGGUGGUGCCCAGUUCUAUAUGGAGUGUGUUCAGUUCAAGGUCACCUCUGAGGGUUCUGUCGACCUGCCCACUGGUGUUUCUCUUCCGGGUGCUUACUCCGCCACCGACCCCGGUAUUCUUUUCAACCUGUACGGUUCUUUCGAUAGCUACCCUAUCCCCGGCCCGGAUGUCUGGGAUGGAACUAGCUCUGGCUCCUCUUCUUCCUCCUCCUCCUCCUCCUCCUCCUCCUCCUCUUCUUCCGCUGCUGCCUCCCCCACCACCGUCGUUGCUGCUCAAUCCACCAGCAGCAGCACCACCCAAGCCGCCCCCACCACCUUCGCCACGAGCGUCAAGUCCACCGCCAAGGCAUCCGCCACUGCCUGCCGCGCCAAGUCCAAGUCCAAGUCUAAGACUUCCAGCGCUGCCGCUACUACUGCCGCUGCUACCACCGCUGCUGCUGUUACUUCCGAUGUUGUGGCUACUUCCAGCGUUGCUUCUGCCUCUGCUGCUUCCAGCGCCAGCUCUACUGGUGGCGUGGCCAAGUUGUAUGAGCGCUGCGGUGGCAUUGGAUACACGGGUCCGACGGCCUGUGAGAGUGGGGCUGUUUGCACGGUGCAGAACCCUUAUUAUUCGCAGUGUGUGGCUUCUCAGUGA